CGUCCUGGGCCUGCUGGGCCGCGCCUGCCGCUCGCUGCCCUUCGCGGCCACCGGCUCAGAAGGGCCGCGGAGCCCCCGACUGGGGGCGCGGCCAGGGCUGUCCGGCGGCACCCCGUGUCCUCCCGUCCCGAGCGCUGUCCGCCGGCGGCCCCGCGGGAAGGCGCGCUCUUCCCGGGCAGAGCGUCUUCGUUCCCCCGCGUGCAGGUCGAGCGGGCGGGGGAGGAUGAGACAGAACAAGGAGACCGAAGGAGUAAAGGAGAGUGAGGACUAGAAACGUAAGAUAGAGGAAGGAGGGAAGCGGGUGCAAUGGAAUUGGAGAGACAAAGCACGGGUGGAAAAGAAAGUGACUUGGGCAAGAAGCAGUAUGGUUCGUGAAAAUAGACAGAAAGGAGAUCCACAGGGAGAUUGCCAAGGACAGAAUAAAUGCCGGGGCUUUCACAGGCAGUAGCAGUUGGGGAAAAUAGAAGGAUAGAUUCCAAAUUCAUUAGAUGUUUUCUAAAAUUUCCAGAUUACUUUUCUUUUUAAAUGUAUUGUGUCAGAUUCAGAUUAGGAGGCCUCAGUGCUUUUCCUGUCUUUAUUGUAUACUGAAAGUAUUCUUUGGUGCUUAGUAAGUUUUACACCAUUUCAGUGUGCAAGGCGGGAUAUUGAUGAUUUUUGUCUUAAAAGUCAAAACCAAGUAGUUUAAACAGGUAGUCCAGUAUUAAACAGUAUCCUUUCUUCUGUAUGUGACUUUUUAAUUUAUUGGUCUGUGAGCUGCAGUUUCCAACUAAGUAUAUGCUCUCUUCGGAUUCCCUUUGUUUUUUUGUUUGUUUUGCAAAUAUUAAACGAUAGGCUGGAUGGUUCUAGAACUUUGUUCUCACAGAUCUCAUUCGUUCAUGAUGAGUACAUUACUCGGAGCUAUUUCCAUAGCUGAACUUUUGUGUUUUCCAAUGCCAAUAAUUAAGUGAUCUUAACAUUAUGUUUUUUGAUAUAUUCUUGGAAAUGUAUAUUUUGAUAUUUAUUAUGGAAAAGAGAAAUUAAAUUAUUUUAAUCAGUGUGAUUAAAACCAUGAAAGAGAACUUGCCCUUGCUCAGCAGAAUGAAUCUGAAUAAUGUGUAGUGUAGGAUCUGGAAUAUUUAGGGACAGGGGUGAGAAUGGGAAGCCUUGCCACUAUGCAGUCCAGAACACCCCAUGCCUGUGAGGCCAGUAAUGGCUACCUCUCCUGUUCGCAUCUCUUCCUGCCCCAAAACACACAUAGUCGAAAGGCAACUGGUAGGGAAAGACCAGGAAUUUUUUUAACUAAGCACAGAAGAAAGGUAUGUCUCCAAGGAGGAGAUGGCACUUGGCUCUGGGAAGGGAGCUUGGAGGAGAAAGGGCAGUGCAGUUUGGAUAUUAAGGAAUGGAUGAGGGCCUGGGAGGCUCGGGAAUAGGAGAAAAGGGGACCUAUGCCCAUCCUUACCUGAUGAUCCUGUGCUCACCAGGUACUAGAAGAUAUUGUGCGGAUCGUGACUUGAAAGGGAAGGUCACGCCAACUCACAUUCCCAUAUCUGCCAGGUGAUGUGUGAGCUUUACAAGAUAGAAAAUUGUAUGACAUAAAGGGAAGAGAAACUUGGUUGUUGGUCUCCAUGUAAGAGUUUAUUGUCCCCAUUCCCUGAUAGUUCAGCAAGACAGCAGAGGACCAUUUUUCCCAGAUGUUGAAUUUCUCCCUACCUGUGUGGUUGUGACCAGGAAGCACAUAAAGUAUUUGAAGACCUGAAUGGCACAUUCUCAACGUUCAGGAAUGACUUCUUGCCUGAGAAAGACACUCAGAGGAGGAAGAAGAUGAGGAGUCAGGAAUAAAUAUUUAUCUGGAAAAGGGUUUACUUAAAGAAGCAUUUUCAGAUACAUUUAUCUUGAUUGGGACCCAAGUUAAUCAGAUUUCUCCUUUCGAUUACAACACUAAUGAGGUUACCAACUGCAUUAAAAGAGAGAUCACCAUCAAAAUGAUGCAUUUUCUAGAGAGAGAAAGUUGUGAAGUCUGGAAUGUUAUGUCAGCAUCCUCAAUAAAUAUUUGGCUUCACUGGAUUUUCCAUCUGUUUGGGUGCUGCUUUCCCUCCUGUAGCUUGGACUGUGUGUAAAUGAAAACUCAGAAGUCAAUUGGCAGCUGAGCUAGUUACAAUGGAAUCACAGGAAUCAGUGACCUUUGAGGAUGUAGCUGUAGCCUUCACCCAGGAAGAGUGGGCCCUACUGGACACAUCCCAGAGAAAACUAUUCAGAGAUGUGAUGCUGGAGAACAUCAGUCAUCUGGUCUCAGUUGGCAAUCACCUUUACAAAUCUGGUGUGAUUUCCCAUUUGGAGCAAGGAGAGCAACUUUCAAGAGAAGGGUUAGGUUUUCUGCAAGGCCAGAGUCCAGUCAUUUCAGGUAGAGAAGAUGAUCUGAAAAAACAAGACAUAAUAUCCAUGCAACAUAUUUGCAAGAAGGACACAUCUUUAAUCAGUGCAAUGCAGAGAUCUCACACUCAAGAGGAUCCUUUGGAAUGCAGUGAUUUCAGAGAAAAAUCUACUGAAAUCUUAACAUUGACUCAAUAUGUGAUACCUCAAAUGGGAAAGAAACUCUUUAUCAGCCAAGAUUUUGGAAAAGCCAUCAGUUACUUGUCAUCCUUUAAUAUACAUAAGCAAAUUCACGCUAGAAGUAAAUCAUAUGAAUGUCAUCAACUUAAGAAUGCCUGUAUUCAAAGUUCUGCCCUUAGACAACACGAUAGUACUCAAACUGGAGAGAAAACAUUUGAAUGUCAUGUAUGUAGGAAAGCCUUCGGUAAAAGUUCUAACCUUAGACGACAUGAGAUGAUUCACACUGGAGUGAAACCACAUGGGUGUCAUCUUUGUGGGAAAUCCUUCACUCAUUGCUCUGACCUUAGAAAACAUGAAAGAAUUCAUACUGGAGAGAAAUUAUAUGGAUGCCAUCUGUGUGGGAAGGCCUUCAGUAAAAGCUAUAACCUUAGGCGACAUGAAAUUAUUCACACUAGAGAGAAACCACAUGGGUGUCAUCUAUGUGGGAAAGCCUUCACUCAUUGUUCUGACCUUAGAAAACAUGAGAGAACUCACUUUGGAGAGAAACCGUAUGGAUGCCAUCUAUGUGGGAAGACAUUCAGUAAAACUUCUUACCUUAGACAACAUGAGAGAACUCACAAUGGAGAGAAACCAUAUGAAUGUCCUCUGUGUGGGAAGGCCUUCACUCAUUGUUCUCACCUUAGAAAACACGAGAGAACUCACACUGGAGAGAAGCCAUAUGAAUGUCAUCUAUGUGGAAAAGCCUUCACUGAAUCUUCUGUCCUUAGACGGCAUGAGAGAACUCACACUGGAGAGAAACCGUAUGAAUGUCAUCUGUGUUGGAAAGCUUUCACUGAUUCUUCUGUCCUUAAACGACAUGAGAGAACUCACACUGGAGAGAAACCGUAUGAAUGUCACUUAUGUGGGAAAGCCUUCAAUCACUCUUCUGUCCUUAGACGGCAUGAGAGAACUCACACUGGUGAGAAACCGUAUGAAUGCAAUGUAUGUGGUAAAGCUUUCAAUAGAAGUUAUAACUUUAGAUUGCACAAGAGAAUUCACACUGGAGAGAAACCAUAUAAAUGUUAUCUAUGUGGGAAAGCCUUCAGUAAAUAUUUUAACCUUAGACAACAUGAGAGAACUCAUGCUGUAAAGGUAAUAAAUGUGGAAGAUUCACCACCCAUGGCUUCAAACUGUAAACACUCUUGAGGACUCACACCAUGAAGAAAUACUAUGUUUAUAUUCAGUGUAUAAGAGCCUUUAUUCAUCCUUAUUACUUCACUCAACUAAAGUUAAUUCAGAGUGGAGAGAAUCCAUAUGUAUGUCACCUAAAUAACAAAACCCUUAGCAGUGGACUCACGUGGGAGAGCAGAGACUGUAAGUGGAAUGAAUGUGGAAGAAUAUUCAUGCUCAGCUGUAACUGUUAAACUAAAUGGGAAAAUCACGUCAGAGAAAUUCUAUGUAAUCAGUGUAGAAA
Molecule: messenger RNA, 3982 nt
Organism: Hippopotamus amphibius kiboko
Lineage: Eukaryota; Metazoa; Chordata; Mammalia; Artiodactyla; Hippopotamidae
Gene: ZNF596
Product: zinc finger protein 596
Exons: 7
Coding region: 2137-3714 (525 amino acids)
Biological process (GO): negative regulation of transcription by RNA polymerase II
Molecular function (GO): DNA-binding transcription repressor activity, RNA polymerase II-specific
Source: RefSeq, a predicted model, not a curated record